ACAAUCCUGAGCCACAUUUGAACCAAUGGUGAGGCGAACGGCACUGCUUUAGCCAAUGAUAAACUAGAGUGAGUGCGCACUCCUUUGGGUGACGAGUCGACGACCAUGGACCGGAGUAGCGUCCUCUUCGGGGUUACAAACUUUUAGCAUUUAGUUUCAUUUGGGCAGAACGGAGCUGCCCUGAGCAGCAAUGGGGGAGUUGGAGGGUUCAUAUCGGGUUCUGCAGACCCCUGGCACCAGGCUGGGAGCCCAGUUCAAUGCUGGUAUCAGCACUCUGGAGCCGGGCCAGAGCCUCGGUGGCAACAUGGUCAGCGGGAGCAGAGCCUACGGGCGGGGAGUACAAAUCCGCGUGGAGGGGCUGGACGACUCCCAGGAGUUCUUUGAUAUAGACCCAAGAUCCCUUGGACAGGCCCUCCUUUCUGAGGUUUUCCACCGAGGCAACCUCAUAGAGAGCGAUUACUUUGGCCUCGAGUUCCAGAACAUGCAGAUGAAGUGGGUUUGGCUGGAACCCACCAAACCCAUUGCAAAACAAGUCAGACGACCAGCAAAUACGCUGUUUAGACUGUCUGUGAAAUUCUUUCCCCCUGACCCUGGUCAGCUGCAGGAGGAGUACACGAGGUACCUUUUCUCCCUGCAGAUGAAGAGAGAUCUGAAGGAGGGCAGACUGAUCUGCACAGAAAAUACUGGAGCUCUGCUGGCCUCUCACCUCGUCCAGUCGGAGAUCGGUGACUAUGACGACGUAGCGGACAGGGACUUCCUGAGGACAAACAAGCUGUUGCCUUACCAAGAGAAAGUGCAAGAGAGGAUCAUGGAGCUCCACCGCAGGCAUCUUGGCCAGACUCCUGCCGAAUCAGAUUUCCAAAUCCUGGAGAUUGCCCGUAAACUGGAAAUGUACGGGGUCCGCUUCCACCCAGCGGCCGACCGCGAAGGCACCAAGAUCAACCUGGCCGUCGCUCACAUGGGGCUCCAAGUUUUUCAGGGCAUCACAAAAAUUAAUACCUUCAACUGGUCAAAGAUUCGCAAACUGAGCUUCAAGAGGAAACGGUUCCUCAUCAAGCUCCACCCUGAGGUCCAUGGCCCCCACCAGGACACCCUUGAGUUCAUGAUGGGUAGUCGAGACCAGUGUAAAAUCUUUUGGAAGAUCUGCGUUGAGUACCACUCGUUCUUCCGUUUGUUCGACCAGCCUCAACCGAAAAACAAAACCAUACUCUUCACGAGAGGUUCCUCUUUCAGAUACAGUGGAAGGACCCAGAAGCAGCUCGUGGAAUAUGUCAGGGAAAAUGGAGCAAAGAGAACCCCUUACCAGAGGAGGAACAGUAAAAUAAGAAUGUCUGCUCGCUCCUUAGCAACAGAUGUGCCAAAACAGAGCUUGUCCUUCAACGACAGUCUCAGGGUCCGAGGCUCCUCCCCCUCCGCCGCCGUGUCCUUCCACCCGUUGCACGUCUCGAGCGUUCUCCCGCGAACAGAACCGCCACCUCAGACGCAGCCUUCGUCCGCACUGAGCCUGUCUCCGGCGCCUCCCUCACCUCAGCGCCAGCAGUUUCAGUCCCCCCUGCAAGACACCAGACCCCCCAGCCCCCCGAGGGAAGAGCCCGUCAAGGCCGCGUCCCCUUCGCACUUCGCUUUUCAAGAUUCGGUGGUGGACAGCCCCCAGCUCUCGCCCUUACCCUCCAAGGGUCCGCUCAGCCUGUCGCCUUCCUUCCAGGUGUCGACCCUCAGCCUUCCGGGCCAGGGCCUGUCGCCCCUGCAGAGCCCCAUCCUGAGCGAUGUGGGCAGCAAUGCCAAGCUAGAGGAGGAGGAGGAAGGCAGGAGGAAGCGGUAUCCCACAGAUAAGGCCUACUUCAUUGCCAAAGAGAUUCUGACCACAGAGCGGACGUACCUGAAAGACCUCGAGGUCAUCACAGUGUGGUUCCGUAGCGCUGUAAUCAAAGAAAACGCCAUGCCUGAAGGCCUGAUGACCCUCCUCUUCUCCAACAUUGACCCCAUCUACGAGUUCCACCGAGGCUUCCUGAAGGAGUUGGACCAGAGGCUGGCUCUCUGGGAGGGGCGCUCAAAUGCUCAUGUCAAGGGUGACUACCAGAGGAUUGGUGAUGUGAUGCUGAAGAACAUGUGUGCUCUUAAGGAAUUCACCAGCUUCCUACAGAAACACGAUGAGGUGCUGACGGAGCUGGAGAAAGCCUCCAAGAGGCUGAAGAAGCUGGAGACGGUCUACAAAGAGUUUGAACUGCAGAAGGUCUGCUACCUGCCCCUCAACACAUUCCUGCUCAAGCCCAUCCAGCGCCUCAUGCACUACAAACUCAUCCUGGAGAGACUGUGCAAGCAUUACUCCCCCACCCACCGCGACUAUGACGACUGCAAGAAGGCUCUGAAUGAGGUGGCGGAGAUAGCGACUCAGCUCCAGAGCAGCCUCAUCCGGCUGGAGAACUUCCAGAAGCUGACGGAGCUGCAGAGAGACCUCAUCGGCAUCGAGAACCUAACGGCGCCCGGCAGGGAGUUCAUUCGAGAGGGGUGUCUGUACAAGCUCACCAAGAAGGGACUGCAGCAAAGAAUGUUUUUCCUGUUCUCGGACAUGCUCCUCUACACCAGCAAAGGUGUCACAGCGACCAACCAGUUCAAAGUUCACGGACAGCUGCCCCUUCAUGGCAUGAUUCUCAUAGUGCUGGACGCACCGGUUGAGGAAAGUGAAAAUGAAUGGUCAGUCCCCCACUGCUUCACCAUUUACUCUGCUCAGAGGACCAUUGUUGUGGCUGCCAGCUCUAAAGUGGAGAUGGGGAAGUGGAUUGAGGAUCUGAACAUGGCCAUUGACAUGUCCAAGAAGUCUCAAGAGAAGUCCAGCAUCUUCCUUGACGCUGGCCUCAGCGACCGCUCCAACAGAUCGUCUGACGAGGUUUCUCUGGAGCAGGAGUCGGAGGACGACAUGAACUCCUCCCGCACGUCUCUGGACAAGCAGACGCACCACCGUGCCAACACAACCAUGCAUGUGUGCUGGCACCGCAACACCAGCGUGUCUAUGUCUGAUCACAGCCUGGCUGUGGAGAACCAGCUGUCUGGCUACCUCCUGAGGAAGUUUAAGAACAGUAACGGCUGGCAGAAACUCUGGGUGGUUUUCACCAACUUCUGCUUGUUCUUCUACAAAACUCACCAGGACGACUUCCCUCUCGCCAGCCUCCCUCUGCUCGGCUACACGGUCAGCACCCCCGAGGAGUCGGACAGCAUCCACAAGGAGUACGUCUUCAAGCUGCAGUUCAAGUCUCACGUUUACUUCUUCAGGGCAGAGAGCGAGUACACCUUUGAAAGAUGGAUGGAGGUGAUCAAGAGUGCAGCCAGCACCGUGGGUCGGAUGAGCCUGCUCAUAACUAAAGGAGGGCCCAUGGAGAUCAACGGGAACUAAAUCAUCACGGCGUUACGUGUCUGGGGGCUGGGCCUCCGGGACGUCAGAAAGACUCUUCAGGCUCUUCCAAGUGUCAUUUCUGAAUGGAACGAAGAUUCGGACAAGAAGACUGAAAGAUACUGCCAGUAUGAGUGUUAAUGUUUCUCAGCUUCGUUCUAAUGGUCUGUGCAUUUUUUUCUUUAAUAAUGGUGUAAAUGUUAACAUUUGUUUCAGUCUGCAGGAUAUAUUGAAAGGGAGACUUACGCAUUAUUAUCAGCACUCGGCUGAGCUGCUCACAUAGACUGAUGGGAAAUCUUUUAUUUUAUUUUAUUUUUUAACGGGACCAACGCAAAGGGCUUUUUUUUCUCUUUAGCACAUCAUGACUGAAGUUUACUGGGUACAGGUGACUGUGACUGGAGUACAGAUGAUGAAAUACGGUACGUGGGAAGUGAAGGUACAGCCGAUAAGUGUGCGCUCUCUCCACUGCGCUGGGAGAGCUGACGGAGGCGGGAGGGAAAGCUAAUGAAAUGUCGAACCAAGUUGGAGGCGAGAAGUCGUUCGGUGGCGGGAGGCUUUGCGGGAACGGUCGGUACGAGCAGCAUUUAUUCCUAAAACUCCCGAGGCCAGUCCAGUUUAAGGUUGGCGAGAAGACGCGGCUCGUGUCUCGAAUGCUCAAAAAGGGAGCCGCUCCACUCAAUGCUCCUGAUUAGCCGCGGCCGGUCUGGUGCUAUGUUUCUCUUAUAGCGGGCGUAAUCGAACGUAUCCCGUGUUUUAAUUUUGCAUAGUGAAAGCAGUUUGAGGACAUACUGUGCUGUGUGGGUACUCUAGUGUUAACUCUGUAAACGUUUGCAUAUUUUCCUUCUAAAAAAAAAAAAAACAAAACCGAAGAACAUAUUUUGAGGUAAUCUUGCUGUGCUCUUAGAUGAAUGGGAGCUGACUUUUGUGAGGUACAGAUGACAUUUAGUGCUUUACAUGAAACCAUGUUGUUGCUGUUAUUAUAUAUAUAUAUAUUUUUAUGAAGACUGGAAUCUUUCCCCUCUGUGUGUGCGUGCAUGUGCGUGGAGAAGCCGACCUGCACCUCCCCUGCCUCUGGAGCUCGAGGAGAGAGUGAUGAUGGAGGUGACUUUCAAACCAUCAGGCAUUCUGUGUGUAAAAGACUGACUUGUGUUUUAUUUUUUUCGCAGUUAACAUCCAGUAUGUUUCUCUAUUUAUUGUUUAGGAUGCUGUCAGGGCCUUCGUGUAGCCUUCAUGUUAUUCCAUUGAAAUUCUAACAAAUAAAACAUUUAAAUCAAAA
This is a messenger RNA of Mugil cephalus (flathead mullet), 4664 nucleotides long. It is a transcript of the gene farp2, whose product is annotated as FERM, RhoGEF and pleckstrin domain protein 2. Gene Ontology annotation, cellular component: cytoskeleton. Bases 191 to 3391 code for a protein of 1066 amino acids. NCBI's taxonomy places the organism in Eukaryota, Metazoa, Chordata, Actinopteri, Mugiliformes, Mugilidae. The transcript is spliced from 28 exons. Gene Ontology annotation, molecular function: cytoskeletal protein binding; guanyl-nucleotide exchange factor activity. The record is from RefSeq and is a predicted model, not a curated record.